Molecule: messenger RNA, 5066 nt
Organism: Pocillopora meandrina
Lineage: Eukaryota; Metazoa; Cnidaria; Anthozoa; Scleractinia; Pocilloporidae
Source: the annotation of a GenBank genome assembly
AUGGAGAAAAUACCGCCGCAAUUAGCUUUCUUCAUUGGGUAUGCUGUGGCGGUAUUCCUAAGCAACACAAAUCACUGGACUGAAUCCAUUGACUUUUAUUUGGAAUGCCUUGCGCUUUGGAAUUCUGUUUCAAAGACGAAGACUUCCCCAGUGAUGAUUCUAAUUGAACGAGUGAUAAGAGAAAAAGUUGUAAAGGGAGGACUCUUCUUUUACGAACGGGGAAAGAUACGUUAUGACCUCGGUCAAGUUAAGGAAUCAAUAAAAUGCUUUGAAAAAGCGCUGACCCUUUUCAGUCAAAUUGGUUCCAAACCAUAUGAGGCAUGGUGUCACUGCCGCUUGGGCAGAUCGCUCCACAUUGCUUGUCAGUAUGAAAGAGCCAUGGAACAUUAUGAAAAGGUUCUCAGUGGUAUUCACGAAAUAUCCUCAAAUGACAUAAGACAAGAGCUCCAAGCAAGAGUGUACAACAACAUCGGUGAGGUCAAGCAUUAUCGUGGAAGAUGUGAGGAAGCUAAAAGCUAUUAUGAGAAAGCUCUUGAGAUUAGCAUUAGAGCAGGAAAUGAGAUAGAUAAAGCAGUAAGCCUCAACAACCUGGGAGUUUUGCAUCAUAACUAUCUGUCUAAACUUGAUGAAGCACUCAACUUCCAUGAAAAAGCACUCGAAAUUCGUAGAAGACUUGGAUGUAGAAGAGUAGAAGGAACGUCCUAUACCAACAUUGGUGGAGUCUAUGAGGCCCGUGGUGACUAUGAAAAGGCAUUGGAAUAUUAUGAAAAAAGCUAUGUAAUUAGUUUAGAAGUCAAAGACAAGGUGCUAGAGGGAAAGAGUCUCUACUUCAUUGGAAAGGUUCAUAAGCUCCUAGGUCAGCUUCAAAAAGCCAUCGAAUGCCACGAAAGAGCCCUAAAAAUCAACCGGGAGACCGGUGUCAAAACAGCUGAAGUUCUCAGUGACCUUGCAAAUCACUAUAUAUCCCUCGGUGAUUACGAGAAAGCAGGUGAUUAUCAUAAAAAAGCUAUUAACAUGUGCAGAGAAAUAGGGGAUAUCGAACACCUGGGAAUUUGCUUAAGCAAUGCCUAUCAACUGCCUCUUUAUCUCGGUGAAUAUGAAAAAACCAAGACAGAUUUAGAAGAGGCUAUAACUUCUCACGAUCGCACUGGAAACAAAUUGUUCUUAGCUACGACACUUUUUAAUAUCAGUAGUGUAUGUGAGUCUGAGGAAGCACGCAAUUACCUAGAGGAAGCUCUAAAAAUCAGUAGAGAAACCCAACACAUACACGCAGAGAUAAUAGCAUUAAGCUCUAGGGGGUCCAUGAAUUUUUCUCUUGGAAAAUAUGAACAAGCCAUUGAGUAUACUGAAAAAGCACUGAAAAUUGCUAAGGAGAUAGGUGAAAAAGAAACAGAAGUGUCUUGUUAUAUUGUCCUCGGUUGUGUAUAUUUCGCUCAAAGUCAGAACGAGAAAGCAAUCUGGUAUCAGAGCAAAGCGCUUGAAAUGAAGAAGGAAAUUGGAAUCAAAGAUCAGUCGCAAAUCGAUGUUCUACAUAUCUUAGGCCAAGCAUAUUCCUCUCAGGGAAACCUUUCGAAGGCGACAGAAACCUUCCGUGAAGGAAUGAAAAUCCACCAAAGUACUCGUUCUUCCCUUAGAGAUGAAACAAACAAGAUUUUAUUGGAUGAUCAGAACCUUUCUUGCUACAAAUCUCUUUCGUGGCUUCUUCUUUGCGAGAGGAAUUUCGACCAAGCCCUUUUCACUCUAGAGGUCGGACGAAGUCGUGCCCUGGUUGAUCUUAUUUCGAAGAAUUACGGAAUCAGCAGGAAUCCUAUUCAAAAUGAGUUAACUCCAAAUGCCCUUCAGAGCUUCUUAAAAGAACAAAAAAAGAACUUUCUCUUCAUAGCAACGUUGAAAAUGAAAAUUUUCUCCUUGUGGUUUGUCGACACAGGAGGACGUGUAAAAUUCAAACAGGUCAAUGUAGACUUGGCAGCGGAGCUAUCAAAAGAAAGAAGUGCCACUGAAGAGCCUGGAAUGGAUACUUCUUCGUCAACUUUGGAUGACCUGCAAUGUGAGGAUCGUUCAUUGGCCUCGCUGUAUGAAAAUGAUGUAUUGGCUUCACGAGAAAAAAAGUUAGAACCAAACAAAGGUUCCGUGAAAAUGCAAAUGAAACAAAUCGGAAGCAAAUCUUACAUUAACCUUUCCUAUAUGGUCAAGUUGUACGCUGCCUUGAUUGCUCCUAUUUUUGAUCUCAUAGACAGCCCGGAGAUCAUCAUAUCCCCAGAACCUGACUUUUUCUUGACACCAUUUGCCUCGUUAAAGGAUGAAAAUGGAAAGUACCUUUCCGAAACUGUGAGGGUCCGCCUCAUCCCGUCACUAACGACACUGAAGCUCAUUCACGACUCGGCAGCCAGUUACCACUCUCAAAGUGGAGCUUUGAUCGUCGGAGAUCCAGCGGUUGGCCGCUGGAUCUCCGAGAUAAAUGGAAGUGUAGAAACUCUGCCUCCAUUGCCUAAAGCCAGAGAAGAAGCGCAGAUGGUAUCAAGGUUGGUGGGAGUGCGCUGUUUGAUAGGAGAGGAGGCCACAAAGGAGGAAGUCCUGAGGAGAAUCCAAGAAGUGAGCUUAGUGCACAUUGCUGCCCAUGGUUAUGAAACCGCCGGGGAAAUAGCUCUUGCUCCCAACAGGUCUGUGGUUGGAGUUCCUUUGAAAGAAGACGUCUGGCUAACAAUGAAUGACAUUGCUCAGGUUGGUAUCAGAGCCAAGCUGGUGGUACUCAGCUGUUGUUAUAGUGCUUGUGGGAAGAUUUCCAAAGCCGAAGGAGUUGUUGGGAUUGCUCGCGCUUUUCUUGGAUCCGGUGCACGUUCAGUUCUGAUGUCAUUGUGGGCUGUCGAUGAUGGAGCUACUAAGACAUUCAUGAACAUAUUCUACAAGUCUUUGAUCCGCGAGAAACUCAGUGCAAGUGAAUCUCUUCACCAGACCAUGAGGAAGAUGCGAGAGUCACAGCUGUACAGUGAUAGGGAGCAUUGGGCUCCAUUUGUGUUACUUGGUGACGAUGUAACUCUCACCUUUUAAGAAGUAAGUAAUUUCGAAACAAGUGAAGUAUCUACGCGGUUUUUCCUUCUGUAGGUUUUACAGCUAAUGAUCCGAAGCAUGAAAAAAUUGAACUUUCGAGCGUUAGCCCUUCGUCUGAGCGAAAGACGAAGGGCUAACGCUCGAAAUGUCAGCUUUUAAACUCGUUAUGGUGGCCAAUUUACGUUAUCAACUCAGUUGGUGAUACAAAAUUACCCCGUUAUACUCUCGCACCGACGCUGCACCACAGUUUCUUUAGAAACUUACCCCUUUUAUUCAUAACAAAGUUGGAUUUGUGUAAGAGUAACCUAGGCCUCAAACUUGGUAUCUUCAGGCCCUGAAGCUCUGACCUCUCGGCCACUCUGCGUGCACCCAAAUCCAGGCCGUCCAAUUUGUAAUAACGCCCAAUACGUUCCGAGUUGAAUUUUUCCCUUUGUUUCUGACCUCUAGAUUGCUUUUUUCUUUCUUGCAGUAACAGUUUUAUCAUAGAUUGAUUUACGUUUCUUUUUUUUCUGAAAAUAAUUCCCAUUUCAUCUGAAUCACAGUAUUUUCCUUGUUCACAGUUUAAAAUUUAUUUUUUUUUAGUUUUUUUUUCUGCUCUUUUACUGAUCAUAUAAGAGGGGGAACAUGAACUCGAGUAUCUCUAAAUAGAACCGCUACCUGUUUCGUCUGUUUGGCCUUAAAAGGUUUAGUGCGGCCACAUGAGACUGGGGCCUUUUUAGGACUGGAAUUUCAGAGCACAUGUCAUGCUAUGUACACAUUAACUUUUGCUGUUUUUCAGGUAACGUGAGAGCACGUUGAGAAGUAUCUUCAGGCUUCCUUGAUUGUUUAUUGGUGACCAGAAUUCUUCUUCCUGCAAGUCCAACAAGUUUCACGAAAUCGAAGCGAGGAAAUCAGUGAUUACGAAUCUGAGCAGAUAUUAAAUGAAGCGCACGAGCAUGGUCACAGUAGCGGUCGUCCAGGGUAUGGAAACCCCCUCUAAUAAAAAAGGGAAAUCGAAUGUUACGCCGAUCAAAACGAAGCUUCAACACCCUCCCCCCCUCUCCCUGAGCAUUUGACUGUCGUCUGUGCCCAGGGGGUGGGGAAUUUGAACCGGAAUUUUCAAUCUCUCCAGCGUAAUACAAGUGUUUUAUCUUUCAAUAUGGAGGUGUUUUAAGGCGAAUUUGAACCAGAAUUUUCAAUCUUUCCAGCGUAAUACAAGUGUUUUAUCUUUCAAUAUGGAGGUGUUUUAAGGCGAAGACUUCACCUUGGCGAGCAAAUGGCUCAGAAGAAAAGGUCCACAAUGUCUAAGUGUUAAAGCUUAGUCGAUAAGUAGAAAGCCACGGUCGCUGAUUUUGCCUUUUACAAUAAAAUAAUCAAAUUGACCAUCAAAUCUGGUCCUUACGUUAAGCAUGUGAACAUGGUUCUGGCCCCAGGAGGUGAAUGGUUCAGCGAACCGAUCUUCUAUAGUUCAAAUUCUCGGAGGGUGUCCAGUGGGGGAGGGGGAUUUGAAGCUUUGAAUUGAUUGAUGCAUAAUUGAUGCAUAACCAUCGGUUACAUAAUUCUCUCUUGAUUGUUAACAAAACGGGCAUCCUCCUUUAAUCAAUACGCGUAAUAACGUCUUAGGAUUUCGUCGGUAAUUAGUAUUAGUAGUGAUGCUCAUAAAUUGCUCGAGUGUUGCCGCGCAAAUUUUGCUUGUUGCGUGACGCAUUUGAUUUACGUAGGAAAAACACUGGAAACUAGAUAAGAGAAAAUCCAACAUGGCGUACAUAUCAAGAGUUCAAGAUUCCAAAAUGGAAACAAAAACGGUGCAACCAUCAUUUCCUUUCAUUUCAUGUUGACUAUUGAUUAGUGGCAUUUGGAUGGAAUAGAUGACUCCGCACUGAGUGAAAAACUUUUAAAAGCUAUCAACGCGUGACAUUCAGAUAACUACUUGAGGUUCAGGUAUACUUGGCUCGGCCUCCCAGACCGCGCGCGAGCGAUAUUGAACGUGGGCUAUAGCUCAACAACCUCUUUUCCAGAGUUCCUCUUCUACCCGCCCA